UUUGUCAUAUGAUAUCUUCUUCAUUUCUCAUUUCAACUUGUUAUCAACUUAACUUCUGUCUUUAGUUAUAAUAAAAUCUCUGAUUUUUCCCUAUGUUUCUAACUUUCUUCAGGUUUCAGUUGCCUUGAAGCUCAAGCAUUUUCCCGUGUAAAGAUAAAUAAAAGACCCAGUUUUGCAGUUGUACCAAUCCAAUCAAAUAUGUUGAAUUUCUGUGGUUCAUUUAUCCGGGUUUUGUUUUCCUUUGUCUCUUGGUUAUUUGGAGGACUGAAAGGUGCAGAGGAAAAACCUAAGACUGACAACAAUGCUCCUCAGAUAAAGCAUGAUGUUUUUGUUAGCUUCAGUGGCAAGGAUGUCCAUCGCGGCUUUCUUAGCCAUUUGACUGAAGCUUUUCGAAGGAGAAACAUAGAUGCCUUUGUAGCUGAUAAGAAUCUAGAGAAGGGAGAAGAAAUAUGGCCAUCACUUGUUGAAGCAAUUGAAGGAUCAUCCAUUUCAUUGGUCAUAUUCUCACAAAACUAUGCUUCUUCUGAUUGGUGUUUAGAAGAACUCGUGACAAUACUUGAAUGUAGAGAGAAAUAUGGAACUAGUGUUUUACCUGUUUUCUACUAUGUAGAACCCACAUAUGUACGACAUCAAUCCGAGGUGCAACGCUGGAGACAUGCUUUGAAUUUGGCUUCUCGUUUAGCAGGAAUUAACUCAUCAAAAUUUUCGGGUGAUGCUGAACUAGUUAAGGAAAUUGUCAAUGAAGUGCUCAAGAGGAUUGUUAAACAGUCAAUUAACACAAAAGGGCUCGUUGGAAUUGAUGAAAAAAUUGCAGCUAUAGAAUCACUGAUAAGAGAGGAGCCAAAGCAAACCAGACUUAUUGGAAUUUGGGGUAUGGGAGGUGUUGGCAAGACAACUCUUGCAGAAGAAGUAUUUAAUAAACUACAAUCUGAAUAUGAAGGUUCCUAUUUUGUAGCCAGUGAAACAGAUCGAUCAAACAAACACGAGCUAAUUUCCUUGAAGGAAAAUAUGUUUUCUAAGCUAUUAGGAUAUGAUGUCAAAAUCGAUACACCAAAUUCAUUGCCCAAAGGUAUUGUCAGGAGAAUUGGUUGUAUGAAGGUUCUUAUUGUUCUUGAUGGUGUGAAUGAGUCCGAACAGCUGGAAAAACUGCUGGGAACUCUCGAUAAUUUUGGAUCAGGUAGUAGAAUAAUUGUAACAAGUAGAGAUGAACAAGUGCUGAGGGCUAACAAAGCAGAUAAGAUAUACCAGCUUAAAGAAUUCAAUUUUGACAAAGCCCUUGAACUUUUCUAUUUGAAUGCCUUUAAAAAAAAUGAUCAUGUGCAGGAAUACAAAGAGCUUCCUAAAAGGGUGGUUGAUUAUGCCCAAGGCAUUCCAUUGGUUGUGAAAGUUUUGGCUGGUCUUCUUCAUGGAAAAAAUAAGGAAGAAUGGGAAAGUAUGUUGGGAAAGCUUAAGAAAAUGCCUCCUAAAGAAGUUUAUGAAGUAAUGAAACUGAGUUAUGAUAGUCUAGAUCGCAAAGGGAAACAGAUAUUUCUUGAUCUUGCAUGUUUCUUUCUCAGAACUCAUGUAGCUGUAAAUGUGGAUUAUCUGAAGUCUUUAUUGAAAGAUGAUGACAGUGAUAAUUCUGUCGCUUUUGAGUUGGGAAGGUUGAAAGACAAAGCUCUCAUAACUAUAUCUGAUGAUAAUACUGUAUCUAUACAUGAUAGUUUACAAGAAAUGGCNUGGGAGAUUGUUCGUCAAGAGUCUGUUGAACAACCUGGAAAUCGCAGUCGGUUGUGGGAACUAAAUGACAUUUGUGAAGCAUUGAAAAACAACAAGGUUAAAGAGGCUAUUAGAAGUAUAAGAAUUCACUUGCCAACAAUUAAGGAGCAAAAGUUAGUGCCUCAAAUUCUGGACAUUAAUAUGAGCAAACUAAAAUUUCUGGAAGUUUUUGUAUGUGAUCGCUAUGAUGAACUUACUCUUCUUAAAGGGCCACAAUUUUUGGCAACUGAGCUAAGAUUUCUUUCUUGGUAUCAAUACCCUCUGAAAUCCUUGCCAGAGAAUUUUUCUGCAGAGAAACUUGUAAUAUUGAAGUUGAGAAAUGGCAGAAUGGAAAAACUUUGGGAUGGAGUGAAGAAUAUGGUGAAUUUAAAACAAGUUGACCUCAGUCGAUCCCAAAAUUUAAAGAAGCUACCAGAUCUAUCAAAAGCCACAAAUCUAGAAGUCCUUCUUCUUAUGAGUUGUUCUUCGUUGACUAGUGUUCAUCCAUCUAUUUUCUCUCUGCCCAAACUUGUGAAAUUGGACCUUCUUUGUUGCACAUCUCUCACCACACUCGGUAGCAGUUCCUCUUUAUGCAACCUCAGUUUUCUCAACCUUGGUAGGUGUACCAAUCUUAGGAAAUUCUUGCUGAUAUCAGAGAAUAUAAAAAAGCUUAGAUUAGGGAACACCAUGGUGAAAGAAUUGCCUUCAUCCAUCAGCUAUUUUAAUCAACUGCUACACCUUGACAUAAGCUUUUGCAGCAAGCUUCGAACUAUUCCAAAGCUUCCCCUAUCACUUGAAACUCUGAAUGCUAGAGAAUGCCAAUCUUUGAAGACUAUAUUGUUUCCUUCACAGGCUGUUGAACAAUUAAAGGAGAACAGGAAAUGGAUUUCAUUCUGGAAAUGCAUGAACUUGGAUAAUCAGACUCUGGUGGCUAUUGGGUUGAAUGUUCAAAUCAAUGUGAUGAAUUAUGCAAACCAGCACAUAUCCAUACCAAGUCACAAUCAUGUUGAACAUUGUGAUGAUGAUAAUUGUGAUUCUUAUUCAGGUGUUUACGUGUAUCCAGGAAGUAGAGUUCCAAAGUGGUUGGAGUAUAAGACAAGAAAGGAUUCUAUAAUUCUUGAUCUCUCUUCUGCACCUCCUUCCCCUCUCAUUGGCUUCAUUUUCUGCUUUGUUCUUGGUAAGUACCAUAACACAGAUGUUGAUAGAUUUGAAGUGAUGAUCACUAUUGAUGGCGAGGACGAAGGUAACAGUAUCAGUGUUCCGAUUUACAUAGAUUAUGGCUAUGAGAAAACUGAAUCAGAUCACGUUUGUGUGAUGUAUGAACAAAGAUGUUCUACCUUCUUAAACAACAGAGCCAAAAACCAAACAAGGUUUAAAAUCCAGGUUACAGUGGAAGAAGCACUGUCACACAAGUUUUUGAAAGGAUUUGGCGUUAGCCUUAUAAGCAGCUCAACAUAUAAAAAUUUCAUUCAGGAAAUGCAAUUGCGAGACUCACAGUAUCAAUUUCAGAAAAAACCUAUGUCAAACAACAACUCACCUCAAAUAAAGUAUGAUGUUUUUGUUAGCUUCAGGGGUGAAGAUAUCCGCGAUGGGUUCCUUAGCCAUUUGACUGAGGCUUUUGAUGUGAAGAAAAUAAAUGCCUUCGUAGAUGAUAAGCUUGAGAAGGGGGAAGAACUAUGGCCAUCACUCGUCCAAGCAAUUCAAGGAUCAUCCAUUUCUUUGAUCAUAUUCUCACCAGACUAUGCUUCUUCUCCUUGGUGUUUGAAAGAACUUGUGACCAUACUUCAAUGCAAAGAGAAAUACGGGCAAACUAUCAUCCCUGUUUUCUACCAUGUAAAACCUACAGAUGUACGGCGUCAAUCAUCUGAUGGUUACAGAAAAGCAUUCGCUGACCAUGAGAGAAAACAUAAGCAUGAGGUUCAACUCUGGAAAGAUGUCUUCGAAAAGUCUGCUUAUUUAUCUGGAAUUGAGUCAUCAAAAUUUCGAAAUGAUGCUGACCUGCUAAAAGCAAUAGUGGAUCUUGUGCUGAGGAGGUUGACGAAAUCCCAUAAACAGAUUUUUCUUGAUCUUGCAUGUUUUCUUUGCAUAUCAUCUGUGAAGAUAACCACGGGCUAUCUAAAAUAUUUACUGAAAGAAGAUGAAAGAGAUAAUUCAGUGGUUGUUGCACUAGAAAGACUUAAAGAUAAAGCUCUUAUAACGUUUUCCAAAGAUAAUGUUGUAUGUAUGCAUGACAGUAUAAAAGAAAUGGCUUGGGAGAUUGUUCGACAAGAGUCUCCUGAAGACCCUGGAAACCGCAGCCGGUUGUGGGAUCCUGAUGACAUUUAUGAAGCUUUUAAAAAUGACAAGGUUAGUGAAGCCACUAGAAGCAUACAGAUUAACUUGUUAACACUGAAGGGGCAAAAGUUAAAGCCUCACAUUGCUAAGAUGAGCAGACUAAGAUUCGUGGAAAUACAUGGGGAAGAAGAUAACAAUGCUUACUACGGUCGAUUUGGUGCUGAAGGGCAAGGGCUUAAAUUUUCGGCAACUGAAAUUAGAUUUCUUUUUUGGAAAUGUUACGCUCUAAAAUCCUUGCCAGACAAAUUUUCUUUUGAAAAGGUUGUGAUAUUGAAAUUGGAAUUGGGUAGAACGGAAAAACUUUGGGAUGGAGUGAAGAAUCUGGUGAGUUUAAAAGAACUUGACCUCACAGGCUCACGUAGCUUGAAAAAGCUGCCAGAUUUAUCAAAAGCCAAAAAUAUUGAAGUACUGUGCCUCGGGAGUUGUUCCGGAUUAACCAGGUUACCUUCAUCCUUAGGCAACCAUACACAAUUGCUAUAUCUAGACAUAAGCCAUUGCCCGAAAAUUUUAACAAUACCAGAGCUUCCUCUUUCCCUAGAAACUCUAUAUGCUAUAAACUGCGAAUCAUUGAAGACUGUAUCCUUCCAUUCUACGGCAGUUGAACAAACAAAGGAAAACAGAAAGCAGGUUUCGUUCGACAAUUGCAUGAACUUGGAUGAACCUUCUCUAGAGGCUAUUGGGUUGAAUGCACGAUUCAACUUUAUGAAAUUUUCAAACCAACACCAAUCUGCGGCAAAGCAAGAUUAUUUUCAAAAUUACAACGAUUAUGACAAGAAUUAUGAUUCUUAUCAAGCCUUUUACGUGUAUCCAGGAAACAGUGUUCCAGAAUGGUUGGAGUACAAGUCAAAAAAAUAUUCUGUAAUUAUAGAUCUCUCUUCUGCUCCUCCUUCCCCUGUAUAUGGCUUCAUUUUGUGCUUCGUACUCCUUGGAGAACUUGAUAAGAUUAGAGUUAACAUCGUUAUAAGUGAUUGUGAGGGUAAAGGUGUUAUGGACAGAUUUAGAAUGAAACUAAAUCGUAAGUUUCGGAAUAGUUUUGUGCAUGAGAGCUCUGUUGAAUCGCAGAAAGUGGUUGUGAUGUACGACCAAAGAUGUUCCAACUUCCUAAACAACAUAGCUAAGAGACUCACAAGGUUUAAAAUCAUGGUUAGAAGGGCGACUAAAGACGAUGGCAGCUUUUAUAGUAAGAGGAUUAUGAUUGGAUUAAGUGGAUUCGGGGUGAGCAUAAUAAGAACAUCGACAUAUAGCAGUUUCAUGCAACAAAUGGAAUUGUGUGACUCAAUGUACCACAUACGUUGAACAACUGCAAUAAGUUGUAUUUCAUUCUUCUCAAUCUCAGCUGAAAACUCCAACUAAUGAAGGCGGUGUACCUUCCCCUGCUUGUCAGACUGCAGAGACCAUUGGCUAUAUAUCUUGCAGGUGCAAGUGCAAGUGCAGAGAAUACACGAAGUCAAUUUUACUUCUCUUUUGUAUAAUUUUGUUAUUAGUAUAUUAUGAGACUUGUGUAUGUAUGUUGUGUUAGUAAUGGUUGUAGUUACUUAUCUGUUACAACUAAAUAUUCAUGUUAAUUGCAUUUUUAUAUGUACUUUUCUCCUUUAAGAUGAACAUUAGAUGGAGAUGGUGUUAUUGCUACAGAAACAAAUUCAUGACCAUUUGGAUAUAAGAUCCUAUACGUAUAAGAAAAACA
Messenger RNA from Vigna radiata var. radiata (mung bean), 5755 nucleotides. Its product is annotated as disease resistance protein RML1B-like. NCBI's taxonomy places the organism in Eukaryota, Viridiplantae, Streptophyta, Magnoliopsida, Fabales, Fabaceae. The record is from RefSeq and is a predicted model, not a curated record. Bases 199 to 5367 code for a protein of 1722 amino acids. Gene Ontology annotation, biological process: signal transduction; defense response. Gene Ontology annotation, molecular function: ADP binding. The transcript has 10 exons.